AUGAUAAAUUCCCGAUUCAAUCCGACGCGACCUCUCCCCAACCGCAUCCAUGCCGGUUCCCGCCCAAAACCCACCAAACCCCAGAGACCACGGCCGCACAAGCCGUCGCGAAACCAGCUCCGGCCGCCCAUCCCCUUCCUCGACCACCUCAAAAAUUGCCGGGAUCCCGACGAUCUCCUCCCCGCCCUACGCGAUUUUCACGAGGCGGGCCACCGGCACGGAUACCCUUCCUACGCCUCCCUCGUCUACAGGCUGGCCCGGGCCCGAAAAUUCGACGACGUCGAGACCGUCUUGGACUUCCUCCGGGCCCACGAUAUAAGGUGCGGCGAACCCCUCUUCAUCGGGCUCAUCCGCCACUAUGGUAAGGCCGACCUGAUCGACAGGGCCGUCGAGGUUUUUCACGACAUGGGGCGGUCGUUCAACUGCCCCCGCACGGUGCAGUCCUUCAACACGAUCCUGAACGUUCUGGCCGCCGGCGGGAGGAUUCCGGCAGCCGUCGAUCUGUUCGAACGUGGCCGCGAAAUGGGGUUCCGGCCGAACGCGGUCUCAUACAACAUCAUGAUCAAGUUGUGGUUGGAAAACGGGGACUGGGAGCAAGCACGCAAGGUGUUCGACGAAAUGCUGGAGAGGGAGUUGGGGCCCACGGUCGUGACAUACAAUUCGCAGAUCGGUUUUUUGUGCAAAAGGGGUAGAUUUGACGAGGCUAAAAUUUUGUUCGACGACAUGAAAAGCAAGGGAAAACAUGGGAAUGCUGUCACGUAUGCUCUGCUAAUGGAAGGUUUGUGUGGUUUGGGGAGAUUUAAAGAGGCCAAGAAAACUAUGUUUGAUAUGGAGUACCACGGGUGCAAAGCCGAGCUCGUGAAUUACGGUGUUUUGAUGACGGAUCUCGUCAGGAGAGGAUUAAUAGAUGAAGCAAAAGAUUUGCUCGCCGAGAUGAAGAAAAGAAGGAUAAAACCCGAUGUGGUUAUGUACAAUAUAUUGAUUAACUAUUUUUGUAAAGAAGGUUUGGCUUCGGACGCGUAUAAAAUAUUGGUGGGUAUGCAGGUCGAUGGCUGCAAGCCUAAUGCCGUCACUUACAGGAUGGUGGUCGAUUGUUUUUGUAGAGGUGAGGAUUUUGUCGGGGGUUUGAGGGUUUUGAAUGCGACAUUACAUAGCAAUCACGCCCCACGUGUUGAGACUUUCUGUUCUAUGGGUCUUGGCUUGUUGAGGAGUGGGGAUAUGGACGGUGCUUGUUUUGUUUUGGAGGAGAUGGAAAAGAGGGGGAUGAGUUUGGGUACGGAUUCUUGGGAAGUUUUAGUUCGAGAAGUUAUGUGCGGGUGA
Messenger RNA from Striga hermonthica, 1320 nucleotides. The record is from the annotation of a GenBank genome assembly. NCBI's taxonomy places the organism in Eukaryota, Viridiplantae, Streptophyta, Magnoliopsida, Lamiales, Orobanchaceae.